GCAGGUUCCUUGGAGAACGUUGAUGGUUUAAAAUACCAGCCCACAGCGGAGCCCUCAAACAAACCGGGAGCAGAUCAGAGCCUUAUUUGUCUAAAGACGAGACACAGCAGGUGUUUGAGCUGAGUGACCCAUCAUGGCUCAUCCACCAAAAAGGAACCAAGAAAGCAGCGGAGGGCAAACGGGAUCUCGCUGCGAGAGGGGAGCAGGAGCAGAGGGCGGAUUAGAAACACCACCAAGAGGAAGACGUUCGGGCUGGAAGCAGCUGAACCAGAAAGUUUAAGGCGCAGGCUAAAUCUGUGAGGAAGUAAAGGCUUUGCUGUAACAACUCGGCGCAGAUCAGCUCAACAGUACUAACAUGGCAGCAGAGCUCCUCCAGGCCACUGGGGGCAGAGUGGAGCACAUGGGAAAGAUGAUGCAGGUGUCAGAGAUGCGCGUGUCUUCUUCUUCUUCUUCUUCAUCCGGCUUCACCUCAUCCAUGACCUCCACCAAGCUGCGAAAAGUGGUUCAAGGCCUGACCAAGACUGUGGAUGAGCACUACGAGGUCCAACGCAAAACCUCAGCUGUAGUGGAGUCCUUCAGCCAGGUACAGAAAUCCACAGAGGUCCCAGAGGGAGAGUCUGUCCCAGAUUUCGAGGAGAAACCACGUCCCAUCACUACCCAAGAGGGUGACAACGCUGUAUUCAAGGCCAAAGUGACGGGGAAUCCACAGCCCACAGUCACCUGGGAACGGGACAGUGGGUGUCCACUGGGUGACGCAACUAAAUCCUUCUGUGACAACAUCAACAAUCAGCACAUACUGAAGAUCAAAAACCUGACCCUGGAGGAUGCCGAUGUCUACAAGUGCAUCGCCUCCAACAAGCAUGGAGAAGCCACCUUCUCCGUAUCCCUCGUUGUGACCGAGAAUCCAGCGAUGGACUUCAAAAAGAAGCUGAAGAAAUGCAGCGUGGAGAAGAGAGAGGAGAAGAAGCCACCCACCGAGGAGGAGAUGCUGAAGAUCCUGGCUGGAGCUGACAAGAGGGACUACGAGAGGAUCUGCGCCGAGAACAGCUUCACCGACUUCAGAGGCAUCCUCAAGAAGCUGAAGGAGAUGAAGAAGAAAGAGGAGGUGGAGAUGGUGCGUGUGUUGAAGCCACUGGAGGACAUCACUGCCAAAGCUGGUAAUGACGUUAUCUUCGACACCAUCAUGGAACUGAAGGACCCAAACAUCAGGAUGCAGUGGUUUCUGGGCGCAGAGCUGCUGCGGAUCCAGUACUCUCACGGGAAAUACGAAGUAAAACAGAUGGGAACAAAGCACAUGUUGUGCAUCUCUAGUGUGAGCCUCAGUGACAUGGGCACUUACAGUCUGCAGGUUGGGGACAGGAGAAUCUCAGCCAGGCUCAACGUCAUAGAUGAACCUCUUAAAUUCUUGUCUGACUUUAAGCCGAAGAAAGUGACGGAGCGUCAGACUGCUGUGUUUGAGGUGCGUCUUUCUAAGAAGACGGAUGCACCGCUCAUCUGGAAGGUUAAGGGAAAGGAAGUAAAGAGGGAUGAAAAGUUCGACGUGUCUCUGUCGGAGGAUGGUCUGACCUACAUCUUAAAGAUUAAGGAUGUGAAAGUCAGCGACACCGGAGACUACACCAUCAGCGUCGGGGACCUUAGUGCCACUGUGCCACUUUUCAUUGAAAGGAUUCCCAUCCGUUUCACCAGCCACCUGAAGAACGUCCGUGUGCAGGAGAGAGCCAAGGCCCGUCUGGAGUGCGAGGUGAGCUCCAAGGACGUGCACGUCCGCUGGCUGAAGGAUGGGCGUGACAUCACAGCGGGCCGCCGCUACGUCUUCGCGCGCGAGGGAAAGAGGGCGGAGGUCAUCAUCGAGGACUGUCAGCUGGAGGACGAGGGGCAAUACUCGGUCAUCUGCACUCAGGACAACGACGCGCACGAAUAUGUGUCCUCUGCCUUUCUGACCGUGAAUGAGCGUUUUGCCUCGGUGAAGAGCGGCAUGUCAGAUGCUCAGUGUCCCACAGGAUCCCCGACAGAGCUGUGCGUUGUUCUCGAUGAUGAAAAGGUGGAUGGGGUGUGGCUGAAGGAUGGAGUGGAGAUUUUGGAGCCGAGCGGCGUUCAGGUGGUUAAACAGGGAGCCGUCCACAAGCUAAUCUUCUCUGGUGUGAAUGAGUCCCACGAGGGCAAGUACACCUUCAGAGCCAAGGGAGCAGAGAGCGAGGCCGUCCUCUCCAUCGCUGACCCCCCAGAGAUUGACUCGUCUGUGUUGGACUUGCUGGGGGCCCAGCCCGUGACCGUGAAGGCAGGCCACACAGCCACCAUUAAGAUCCCCUUCAAAGGCAAACCCCCUCCCAGAGUGGCCUGGUACAAGGACGGAGUGGAGGUGGUGGAGGACGAGAGGACCAAGCUGGAGCGCACGGCCGACGGCGCCUCGCUGGUGCUCAGCAGAUGCGUGCGAGAAGACAGUGGCGCGGUUAUGCUUCGUCUCAAGAGUGACUGUGGCACCGCGGUUGCUAAUCUGCAUCUGAACGUGGUCGACCAUCCAAAGCCUCCUCAGGGGAAAGUUGAGUUCCUGGAGCUGUCGGGAAAGUGCAUCAAGAUGAAGUGGAAGGCUCCCCGGGACAACGGGGGGAAGCAGGUGACCAGCUUCUUGGUGGAGCGGCGUGCGGCAGGUAAGAAGUCCUGGAACCGGGCUGGAGAGGUGGACAGCAGCACGACAACCUUCAGCGACGACAAAGUGGAGGAGGGCCAGGCCUACCAGUAUCGCAUCAGAGCCGUUAAUACGGAGGGAAUGAGUGAGCCUCUGGAGACGGAGGAGGUCUGUGCUGGAGAGCCCAUAGAGCCUCCGGGAACAGCGUCCCAGCCUCAGGUGUCUAACGUCACUAAGAGCACCAUGACAGUGAGUUGGACACGUCCCACCCACGAUGGAGGAGCUCCGGUUCUGGGCUACAACCUGGAGAGGAGGAAGAAAGGCAGCAACAUGUGGCUGCAGGUCAACAAGGAGCUGCUCACAGAUACCAGCUUCCUGGUGGACGGGUUGGUGGAUGAUGUGGAGUACGAGUUCAGAGUGACAGGUGUGAACAGGGCAGGUGCAGGCAGUCCCAGCACCGUCUCUAAUUCUGUGCUCGCUAAAGACCCAAUACGAGCUCCUGGCCCGGUGAGGAACCUGUGUGUGUCCGACUCCUCAAACUCCUCCGUUUCCCUGAGGUGGACCCCUCCCGAUGAAGGAGACGAGCCCUCAGGUUACAUCUUAGAGGUUCGGCCGGAAGGCGCUAAGGAGUGGACGAAAGCCGCUAAGAUUCCCAUCGCUGGUACUGGCUUCACAGUGAUGGGGCUUCAGGAGAGGAUGAGGUACCACUUCCGCAUUCGGGCCGUCAAUGAAGGAGGGGUCGGGGAAUCCAUGGAGCUGGCGGAGGGUGUAUUGGCCAUGCCUCCACCUGUCCCACCCAGGUUCGAUCUCCAGGGAAAACUCAAGAACCGCGUGGUCGUCCGAGCUGGAACGGCACUUUGUCUUCACCUCAGCUUCUCUGCCUCCCCUCCCCCUGUGGUGAGCUGGUUCAAGGACGGCGUCCUCACCACGGGAAGAGAGGUCAUCACCAAGAGCAAGAAUCACUCGCAGUUCCUGAUUUCCACCUCUCAGCGAGGCGACUCUGGCGUCUACCGUGCUCACCUGAAGAACGACUACGGAGAGGCUCACUAUGACGUCAGUGUCAGGGUUACAGACUUUCCUCGACCCCCGAAGAACCUCCGCCUGGAUGAAGAGGUCCCGGGCACAGUGACCCUGCUAUGGGAUCAUACCCCGGACCUGGCCGACGACGAUGACGGGGCGCAUUAUGUCAUCCUGAAACGAGACGCGAGCACCGCCUCCUGGUUCACCGUGGCUGAGUGCGUCUUCAGCAGCAAGUACACCGUCACCGGACUCCUUCCAGGGAGGAAGUACUUCUUCAGGGUUGUUGCGCAGAACUCCAUCGGUGACAGCGACCCCUUAGACUCCAAGGAGCCCGUCAGCAUCGCCAAGGAGCAAAAGUGCAUCAGCAGCCUUCAGAUGAAGGAGUAUGCAUCGUCACCACGUCAGGUGAAGCCUACUUUCCUGCUGCCGCUGAAGGACCAUGCCGUCCACAAAGGGCACGACUGCACCAUGAGCUGUGCCUACCAGGGGCUGCCGACACCACAGGCCUGCUGGUAUAAAGGUGACUCGAAGAUCUCCGCGUCCUCUCGGUUUUGGCACAGCACGGCGAACGGCGUGUGCACCCUGGUGAUCCCGUCCUGCGGAGCCAAAGACAGCGGGAAGUACACGCUGGUGCUGGAGAACCCCCUUGGGACGGCCAGGUGCUCCUGCAACCUGGUGAUAUACGAUAAGGAUGACAAGACUCUGCUGGAGACUCUCACCAAUCAGGGAAACAGAGAGAAGUUUAUUCUAUAAGGAGUCUGCUAGAACUGUUCCCAUAAAAAAAAUGAUAAAUGAUGUGCUUUAGUUAGAACGUAAAUCCUGACUGACUCCUGAUUUCUGUUUUGAUUGAUUUCCGUUUGUGCUGUUUGUUGUUUGCUUCACUCAGUUUUCAGUUUUCGUGGUCCUGGUUAAUACAUCCAAUGAACACUGGAGGUCAGACUUGCACGCUUCACUGUUUGGUGUGUUGGAGGCAGAAAUGGUGACUCCUCAGUUUGCUCUAAUUCUCUGUAUGCUUUUCUCCAUAAAGAAAUCUGAAUUGAUUUAUUUUUUCUC
Mugil cephalus (flathead mullet) is the source of this 4699-nucleotide messenger RNA. Its product is annotated as immunoglobulin superfamily member 22-like. Bases 356 to 4399 code for a protein of 1347 amino acids. The record is from RefSeq and is a predicted model, not a curated record. Gene Ontology annotation, molecular function: protein binding. The transcript has 26 exons. Lineage: Eukaryota; Metazoa; Chordata; Actinopteri; Mugiliformes; Mugilidae.